Molecule: messenger RNA, 324 nt
Organism: Opisthorchis viverrini
Lineage: Eukaryota; Metazoa; Platyhelminthes; Trematoda; Opisthorchiida; Opisthorchiidae
Exons: 2
Coding region: 1-324 (107 amino acids)
Source: RefSeq, a predicted model, not a curated record
AUGUAUGGUGUGAACAUCAUCCAUGGUAUUCGUGAACGACUGUUGUAUAUUGUGUCAGUCUAUUUGGUGAAGCUUUCAGACAGUGGUUACUUUAUGUCCUUGAUUGUAAUGCCUCCGCGUUUUAAGUCCAAAGCACAUGAACUGAAGCUUCAAGAUCCAUCACACGGAAACGGUGAACGACAGCCACUGGCCGGCAAGAACAAAACCGACCCGGGAGACUUGGGCAAAAGCCUCGAUCCUGUGUAUCAAUCCGUGAAAGUUCAGACCACACAAGCAGAGUUCCUCGAGGGGAGACAAGCUACACCCCAUUUCCUUACUACCUAG